AUGGGAAGCGCCUUUGACUACAUCCACGACUAUGGUAUCAUGAGCGAAAGUGACUAUCUGUACGAAGGCAAACUUGGCAAGUGCAGAUUCAACGCUUCCCAGUCUGUCACUAAGAUUAAUGGGGUCUAUGAUUUACCCUCUGGAGACGAAAACUCUCUCGCUAAAGCCGUCGCCAACAACGGUCCGGUUUCUGUGGGCAUUGACGCCACCGACCAACUCCAGUUCUACAGCGGGGGAGUCUUGUAUGACUCCACUUGCAACGACAGAGACCUCAACCACGGUGUCCUCGUCGUAAAGUAUGGUUCCGAAGACGGUUACAACUACUGGAUCGUCAAGAACUCCUGGGGGCAGCAAUGGGGCGAAAGUGGUUUCUACAGACACAUCCGCAACCACGGCAACAACUGCGGUAUCGCUACUGCUGCUUCAUACCCAUCUUUGUAA
This is a messenger RNA of Zophobas morio, 441 nucleotides long. Its product is annotated as procathepsin L-like. The coding region runs from base 1 to 441 and encodes 146 amino acids. Gene Ontology annotation, molecular function: cysteine-type endopeptidase activity; cysteine-type endopeptidase activator activity involved in apoptotic process. Gene Ontology annotation, biological process: positive regulation of peptidase activity; positive regulation of apoptotic signaling pathway; immune response. Gene Ontology annotation, cellular component: lysosome. The record is from RefSeq and is a predicted model, not a curated record. The transcript has a single exon. Lineage: Eukaryota; Metazoa; Arthropoda; Insecta; Coleoptera; Tenebrionidae.